CAGAUGAUCAUCACAAUGUUUUGACGUGAUAGCUUCGCAUAAUCCCAUGGCAUAGUUAAACGUGACAAGAAGAGACCUUGCGCCACAACCAUUUCAAAAAUCAGAAAUUAUACAUACAUUCUACAAAAUCAACGUAAACUCAGCAGCCACGAUACUGGAAAUGCCGGCCCAUGUGAUUGAAGAAACACCCUACCAGGGAGGAGCAGCUCCCUGCAAGCUUGCCAAUACUCUGGACAAACCAUCUCUAGGGAUGGCAACCUGUACAGAGGAUGUGGUUAUCACAGGCAUUUCCUGUCGACUGCCAGAGUCCGACAACAUGACUGAGUUCCGCCAGCAUCUGUUGCUUAAAGAAGACAUGAUCACAGAUGAUGAUAGGAGAUGGCCAGCAGGUUUUCUUGGGAUUCCCGAUAGGAAUGGAAAAAUAAAAGAUCUAAGCAAAUUUGAUGCCUCCUUCUUUGGCGUCCACCCCAAACAAGCCAAUUCCAUGGACCCUCAGCUGAGACUUCUGUUGGAAGUUGCAUAUGAGGCAAUUGUAGAUUCAGGUUACAGCCCCCAGAGUUUGCGGGGUUCGAGGACAGGUGUAUUUGUUGGUGCGAGUGCGUCUGAGGCCUCGGAGGCAUUCUCGUCCGACUCUGAGAAAAUGGAUGGUUAUGGCAUGAUAGGAUGCUGCCGGGCCAUGUUUGCAAACAGACUGUCUUUCUUCUUUGAUCUCAAAGGUCCAAGCUAUGCUAUAGACACUGCAUGUUCCUCUAGUUCUCUGGCUAUGGACCAUGCCCUGGCCAGUAUUCGCAUGGGUAUCUGUGAUGCUGCCAUCAUUGGGGGAACCAAUAUCUGCGUCAAGCCCAACACAGCUCUCCAGUUCUUAAAGCUCGGCAUGCUGUCACCUGAUGGUUGUUGCAAAUCUUUUGAUGCAAAUGGUAACGGGUAUUGUCGCAGUGAAGGCAUCAUAGCUAUUCACAUUCAGAAGGCAUCUGCUGCUCGCAGAAUCUACUCUACAGUUGUACAUUCCAAGAAUAAUGCAGAUGGCAACAAAGAGCAAGGCAUCACCUUCCCGUCUGGUGCUGCACAGAAGAAACUACUUGAAGAGACAUACCAUGAGGCAGGAGUAGACCCCAGUCAGGUGGCUUAUGUGGAGGCUCACGGCACAGGCACCAAAGUGGGAGACCCACAGGAAGUGAACAGCAUAGCGGAUGUCUUCUGCAAAGACCGCAAUGAACCACUGCUCAUAGGAUCGACCAAGUCUAACAUGGGUCACCCUGAGCCAGCAUCAGGACUUUCAUCGCUGGCUAAGGUGAUUAUUGCAAUGGAGGAGAAGAUACUGCCAGCCAAUCUCCACUACAAUGAGCCCAACCCCAACAUUCCAGGCUUGGUAGAUGGCAGACUGAAGGUUGUGACCGAAAGCACUCGGUGGUCAGGUGGCUAUGUUGGCGUGAACUCGUUUGGUUUUGGUGGUGCUAAUGUACAUUUGAUUUUAAAGUCCAAUGACAAUGAAAAAAGUGAGCAGCAUCCCGCCGCUUCAUCUCGCCGCCUGUGUGUGUAUGCAGGCCGCACAGAGGAGUGUGUGGACCAUGUGCUGACGCAGAUGCACCAAAACAGUGACAGUGUGGAGCUCCAUGCUCUGCUCAAUGAGAGUGCAUGUUCACCCACAACAGCAUUUCCAUACAGGGGAUACACAGUACUCAAUUCACAGGAGGAUGUUCGAGAAGUUCAGAAAUGUUCGGGUGACAGUCGGCCAGUGUGGUAUGUGUUUGCUGGAAUGGGCUCACAAUGGUUUGGAAUGGGCCGUAGCAUGAUGGAGUUGGAGGUGUUCAAGCAGUCAAUACUGAAAUCGGAUGCCAUACUGCAGAGACAUGGCAUUGAAUUGUACCAGGUGCUUACAGAAGGGGACAAGGCCACUUUUGACAACAUUGUUUAUACCUUCUGUGGUAUUGCAGCUAUUCAGUUGGCACUGGUCGACUUGCUGAAGCAGAUGGGGGUGACUCCAGAUGGGCUGGUGGGCCACUCAGUUGGGGAGCUUGGCUGUGCCUAUGCUGAUGGUUCUCUGACUGCAGAGGAAACCCUGCUUGCAAGCUACUGGAGAGGUCGAUGUAUCCAGGAGGCUACACUGCCACCUGGUGGCAUGGCUGCAGUUGGUAAGUUGUAUGCAAGUAUCAAGUUUGUGCUGCAACUGAAAGAACAGGGGAUAUUUGCAAAGGAAGUUCAGAGUGGAGGUGUUGCCUUCCAUUCCCAGUAUAUGGCAGACAUUGCCCCAACUCUUCUGGCUGUCCUCAACAAGGUGAUAAAGCCCAAGCGUCGUUCUGAGCGCUGGGUGAGCAGCUCGGUGCCAGAAGCGGAGUGGCAUACAGAUAAGGCAAAGUUCUCAUCGGCAGAAUAUGUUAUCAACAACCUGGUGAGCCCUGUGCUGUUUCAGGAGGCUGUGCAACAUAUUCCCAACAAUGCUGUUGUCAUAGAGAUUGCCCCACACUGUCUUCUACAGGCAAUACUCAAGAGGUCUCUUGCUCCAACCUGUACAUUUGUUGGUCUCAUGAAGAGAAAUCACCCGGAUAAUGUCAACUACUUCUACUCCAGUAUUGGAAAGUGCUAUGCAGCAGGAAUGAAAGUUGAUCCCCUGGGUCUGUUUCCCCCAGUGAGGUACCCAGUCCCUGCUGGCACUCCCAUGGUGUCACCUUUUGUACAGUGGGACCAUGCUCAGUCAUGGAAUGUUCCUAAACCGGAUGAUUUCAUUUCUGGAGGAUCAGGGAAAAAACUCUGUCUGUUUGAAAUUGAUGUCUCCCCUGAAUCUCCAGACCAUUACCUUGUGGACCAUUCCAUCGAUGGCAGGGUACUGUUUCCUGGAACAGGCUACCUGGUCCUUGCAUGGCGGACACUGGCCAAACUCAAGGGGAAGUUCUAUGAACAUAUGCCUGUCAUUUUUGAGAAUGUUAACAUUCAUCAAGCCACCAUUCUACCCAAAACAGGUAUUGUUAAGCUGGAGGUGUGUGUAAUGCCAGCAACAGGAGAGUUUGAAAUCAGCGAGGCUGGCAACCUUACAGUCAGCGGACACAUUCACGAGCUGGAAGAUGAAGAAUCGUUCAGAUCUCUUCUUGAGCAGAACACAGUUCAACCCACACAUGCCCCAACUGAAGAGACCAUUCCACUCACACUCUCCGAUAUGUACAAAGAUCUUAGACUUCGGGGCUAUGAUUAUGGUCCAGAGUUCCAAGGCAUUUACAAGAUGACCCACAAAGGUGACUUGGGGGAACUGUUGUGGAAAGGCAACUGGGUGUCUUUCUUGGACACAAUGCUUCAAGCACAGGUGGCUGGCAAAGCUUUAGGAUAUCGACUACCAACUAGAAUCAAGUCAGUGCGCAUAGACCCCACCAUACAUGCCCAGUAUGUUAUUCCAGCAACAGAUGACAAACCAGCUACUAUUCCUGUGAUGAUGGAUCACUGCCUUGACAUUUUUGUGUGUGGAGGAGUUGAAAUGAGAGGACUGCAUUCUACUUCUGCUCCAAGACGAUCCAACCAGACUCCUACAUUAGAGGCCUACACAUUUGUUCCAUACCAUGAGAACCUCCUUGAUUCCGAAUCAAAAAUGUAUGCUGAAGACUGUUUGGCCUACACACAUCAGUCCCUUGCAACACUACUGAAAUCCAGUGGAGCUACUUACAUUCCCAACUCCAGUUUGUUGUCGGUGGAAAAGCCACAAACUCACAUCAGUCUUGACAAAGUGAUGGAAUAUUCUAGGCAGCCAACAUGUGGUCUCAUGCAGACUUUGCACAAGAUCUUCUCUACUCCUUUAUCAGAAAGUUUCCCUGAAAAUGUAUUUAACAUUGUGAAUGCAUUCCAGCCAGAGCUAUCAAAUGACACUUUACUCAACUGCCUACUUGAAGAUAAAGUAUUGAAAUCCUGUGUGGACAUAGUGCUAGAGAACUGCCUGAAGACCAAGGUGAAUGUGCUGGAGGUGUGUUCUCCAACCGGAGCUAUGUAUAGCCAUGUCCUGCCUCUCCUUGGAGCUCAUCCCAUGAAUCAAGUAGACUAUACAGUAGCCAAUCCCCAGCAAAAUGAUCAAGAGAAACUCGAAAAACUUGCUAUCCAUACGCUGCAGUGGGAUUUGCAGAAGACUCUACCAUCAGGAGCUAGUCAACCUGAUGUGAUCAUUCUGAGAAAUAUCCUCCACCGUGAGCAAAACAUUAGUGUUGCUUUGAAGAAUGUUGCUGAUGCAUGUGGAACAAAAGGGUUUGCACUGAUUAUAGAAGCUACUCAAAACUUUCCACUACAUCUGGCAAUUAACAAUUUCAAACUAGACUGUGUUACAACUGGUGAUUCCAGAACACAUGGAUGCUAUCUGGAUUCGUCCAGCUGGACAAAGCUGUUCUUGGAGCAUGGGCUGCAGGUGAUCUGUGACAAGACAGAUGGGGUUCUGUGCAACAUGUUCCUGGUGUGUAGAGCCAACAAAGCUGUUGGAGAAAACCAGACCAUCAUCUGUGUGGAUGACCUCAACUGCAGUUGGGUGGACAUGGUCAAGUCUGCCCUUGAUGACUGUCAUGUACGUCCUGAAGGGGAGAAUGUCUGGCUGCAGGCAAACAACACUAACAGUGGCAUAGUGGGACUAACUAACUGCCUUCGGAAGGAAUCUGGAGGGGAACGACUCAGAUGCAUUUUCUCAAGUGAGAGGAUUGUCCCCAGUAGCAAGUGCUUUCAGAAGUUGGUGAGACAAGAUCUGGUAAUGAAUGUUGAGCAACAGGGCAAGUGGGGCUCCUACAGGCACAUUCCAUUGUCCAAAGGAACUGAGUUGUUGGAAUGCAAAAGUGAGCAUGCUUACAUUGAUGUAACGGUGAGAGGUGAUCUUUCAAGUCUGAAGUGGAUCGUGUCUCCCCUGCAUAAGCAUGAUGUACCAGUCCGUGCAGGACGAGAGCAGUGUGAAGUGCACUAUUCUUCCCUCAACUUCCGGGAUGUGAUGCUGGCAACUGGUAAGCUGCCCCCAGAUGCCAUCCCAGGGGAAAUGGACAUUAAAGACUGUAUGCUGGGCAUGGAGUUCUCUGGCAAACAGAAAGAUGGCAAGAGGGUCAUGGCGGUCGUAACUGCAAAGGGUUUGGCAACAACUACUGAAGUGGACCGACGCUUCUUGUGGGAGGUCCCGGAGUCAUGGAGUCUGGAGGAGGCAGCCAGUGUCCCUACUGUAUAUGCUACUGCGUAUUAUGCACUUGUUCACCGUGGCAAUAUCAAGAAGGGGGACUGUGUCCUGAUCCACUCGGGCAGUGGUGGAGUGGGCCAGGCAGCCAUAUCUAUUGCAUUGCAUCAUGGCUGUGAGGUGUUCACCACUGUUGGUUCCAUGGAGAAAAGGCAGUAUCUCAAACAAAAGUUUCCAACCCUGAAAGAUUACAACUUCGCCAACUCUAGAGACAAUUCAUUUGAAUUUGACAUCCUGAGAGCAACUAAAGGCAGAGGUGUGGAUAUUGUACUGAAUUCCCUGGCAGAAGAGAAACUACAGGCCAGUUUGAGACUGCUUGCUCCUCAUGGAAGGUUCCUGGAGAUAGGCAAAUUUGACCUUUCAAAGAACACUGCACUAGGGAUGUCAAUAUUCUUGAAAAAUAUCAGUUUUCAUGGUAUUCUUCUGGAUGCGCUGAUGGAGCCUGGCAACAAGGACUGGGACACUGUACACCAGUUGGUGAGCCAUGGCAUCAGCUCAGGUGCAGUUAAACCCUUGGAUACAACAGUGUUUUCUCACUCCGAGGUUGAAGAUGCGUUCCGAUACAUGGCUCAGGGAAAACACAUGGGAAAAGUCCUCAUCAAGAUACGAUCAGAAGAUACUGAAAAUCCUCUUACAGUGCAAGCAAUAUCUCGAACAUACUGCAGUAGCCAAAAGACUUACAUCAUUACUGGUGGCUUGGGAGGAUUUGGUCUGGAACUUGCCCAGUGGCUAAUUGAACGUGGAGCAAGGAAACUUCUCCUCACAUCUCGAUCUGGUGUACGGACUGGCUACCAGUCCCGGCGGGUGCGGCUAUGGAGAAAGGCAGGAGUGAAUGUAUGUAUCUCUUCAAGAGAUAUCAACACAGAGGCAGAGGCCACAAAGCUUGUGCAAGAAGCGGAGAAAAUGGGCCCCGUUGGAGGGGUGUUUAAUCUAGCAAUGGUGUUGAAAGACAGUUUGAUGGAGAAUCAGACAGUAGAGACCUUCAAGACAGUAUGUCAUCCAAAAGCACAGGGAACAAUCUGCCUUGACCUUGCCAGUCGUAGUGCCACCUGUAGGCAAAGUCUGGACUUGUUUGUUGUCUUUUCCUCUGUCAGCUGUGGACGGGGUAAUGCAGGGCAAGCUAACUAUGGCUUUGCUAACUCAGUGAUGGAACGUGUUGUGGAACAGAGACGCCAGGAAGGAUUGCCAGGUGUUGCCAUCCAAUGGGGUGCUAUUGGUGAUGUUGGUGUGGUGCUGGAAACAAUGGCUGGGAAUGAUGCUGUCAUUGGGGGCACCUUACCUCAGAGGACCUCCUGCAUGGUGGUCCUGGACCGCUUCCUCAACCAGCCCCACCCAGUUGUGUCCAGUUUUGUCAUGGCAGAGAAACAUACUGGCGCCAAGAAGGAUGUUGGCAAACGGGACUUGGUGGCAUCUGUAGCCCACAUAUUAGGGGUAAAAGAUGUCUCCACUAUUAACCCUGACAUGAGCCUGGCUGAUCUUGGUCUGGACUCUCUAAUGGGGGUUGAGGUGAAGCAGACGUUGGAACGGGAACAUGACAUAUCCAUGUCGAUGCGGGAGAUCCGGCAGCUGACGAUGACAAGUCUGCAGGACAUCAGUGGGGGAGGAGGGGAGACAGCAGACACCAGCAGCAACAGCAACAAGGAUAAUGGGUCCACACUUGAUGACAGUGGCCUGUCUGUUCGCUAUGACAUGUCUCAGAUCAUGCCCACCACCACAAUUGUUGCCAUUGGUGGAGUACACAAUGACAAGACACCCCUGUUCAUUGUGCACCCAAUAGAAGGUGUGACCCUGUCUCUAGAGAGUGUAGCCAGCCAGUUACAGCGCCCAGUCUAUGGAAUCCAGUGCACUGCUGAUGCCCCGCUCACCUCGGUUGAGGCCCUUGCAAGAUUCUACUUGAAAAAUAUACACAGUGUCCAACCUGAUGGCCCCUACUGCCUGGCUGGCUACUCAUUCGGUGCAUGUAUUGCCUUGGAGAUGGCGCUUCAGCUUCAGCAGUACAACACUGGCCAGCCAGAUAUCGUGAAGGCCCUGGUGCUGUUGGAUGGCUCCCACAAGUAUGUUACUGCUCACUUAGCUUCCCACCGCGCCAAGCUGACGCCAGGCCAUCAAGGGCAGGAGGAGACUGAGGUCAUGUGUACCUUUGUUCAGCAGUUCAUGUCCAUUGACUACCCCAGGUUGUCGGAGAAGAUGCUGUCGGCACCUGACCUGGAGGGCCGUGUUGGUAUUGCUGUAGAUGAACUUAUGUCCACACGCCAGUUCCAGAGCCGCACAGACUUGGAGGUUGCAGCAAAAUCCUUUUGGAAUAAGUUGUUAAUGUGUAUGGAUUACAACCCAAGCACCUCAUUCAAGGGAGAUAUAUUGCUGGUGCGGGCUCAGCAAUGUACAAAUGAGGCAUCCAAACUUGGGAAAGAUUAUGGCUUAGGACAGGUGUGUGCUGGUAAGUUGCUGGUGAAAGAGGUUGCUGGGGAUCAUGAGACAUUCAUCCUUGGAGCAAGUGCUGGCAAAGUUGCAUCUCUCGUAUCUGAUGUCCUCCCUUGAAGAUGUUGCACCUGUUAAUGGCAUUGACCUGGCUAUGUGCACAAGCUGUUGCCUGGUUCAUCAGGGAUGUAUCCCCUAUUGUCUCUCCCAAAUUCACCUGGGAUAUGUGUACAGUGAUGUGAUAUUAAAUACAUCCUUAUUUGCCAUUUAGAUGUGAAUCAGUAGCGACUCUGAGAAGGAUAGAUAACUUUAAACAAAACUAUGUGUGUACGGUCAAAUGAGCUACCAGAUGAUAGAUAGAUGGUUGUCAUGAUGGAAUAGGAAACAUUUACGGUCUAUUCUUUAGUCUGGUGCAAUAUUUUUCACAGCACUAUCUUCGUGCAGUAGUGUACAGCAUAUAGUCAAAAUAAUGUUUCAUUGAAUGAGUGAAGACCGGUGAGGAAGUGAUCCUCCCAACUACUUACUUGCAGCAAGCAUGUUGGUUAUCGGAAUCAUUGUUACUAUUUUGUUAUGGUAUUUAUUGUGGGGUAUGUGCAUUGUUUGAAUAACAAUAAAGUACUGUGACAAUUA
This is a messenger RNA of Haliotis rubra (blacklip abalone), 8221 nucleotides long. Its product is annotated as fatty acid synthase-like. The record is from RefSeq and is a predicted model, not a curated record. Gene Ontology annotation, biological process: fatty acid biosynthetic process. NCBI's taxonomy places the organism in Eukaryota, Metazoa, Mollusca, Gastropoda, Lepetellida, Haliotidae. Gene Ontology annotation, molecular function: oxidoreductase activity; 3-oxoacyl-[acyl-carrier-protein] synthase activity; phosphopantetheine binding.